This is a messenger RNA of Phyllopteryx taeniolatus (common seadragon), 6489 nucleotides long. RefSeq names its product VPS10 domain-containing receptor SorCS1-like. Gene Ontology annotation, biological process: post-Golgi vesicle-mediated transport. The transcript is spliced from 27 exons. Gene Ontology annotation, cellular component: membrane; Golgi apparatus. Gene Ontology annotation, molecular function: protein binding. Lineage: Eukaryota; Metazoa; Chordata; Actinopteri; Syngnathiformes; Syngnathidae. The record is from RefSeq and is a predicted model, not a curated record. The coding region runs from base 20 to 3640 and encodes 1206 amino acids.
UUUCUAACCCCGUUUUAGCAUGGAGCCGCGCUUCGCUUUUUGCCUCUUGCUUUUGUUCUCCUCCGAGCGGACGCUUGCCUUCUCCGCCUCAACUUGUACGCCGGACGUAAGGUGCAGUUCCUCCGGUCAUUUGGCGCACAUCAGCGCACCCCGCCGGGAGCUCCGUCCCCAGGAUUUGGCGCAUUCGGGAGCGCUUCAAACCGGGGACUUUUUCGGAUAUACCGGAGGCGAAGCGAGCUCCGAAGUCACUGCUGAGAUCGCAGAAAGUUCAAGAAAAGUCCAGCCACCAUCCGGGUGGGAGCAAGACGCAUGUUGCCCCCAAGAGGAGGCGACGGACGGCCGCUCCGAACUUUCCCUCCCUGAUUACCAAAACGAUGCGGGUAGCCAGGAAAAGGGGGGUGAUGCGGAUUCAAACGCGGAUGACGCCCGGGGGAGGAGAAGCGCGAGGGGGGCAGAGACUUGGCUCGAUUUGGGAGGCGAGGGCGCGCACGAAGUUUCGUAUCCCGACCCGGUUGAGGUCCAGCUGGCCAGCACCACCUUCGCCCUGGCCGGGGACACCGCGCACAACCAGGCGAUGGUGCACUGGUCCGGCCAGAACAGCAGCGUGAUCCUCAUGUUGACCAAAUACUACGACUUCAGCUCGGGCAGAGUGACGGAGAGUUCUUUGUGGCGAUCCACCGAUUACGGCACCACCUACGAGAAACUUAAUGAGAAAGUGGGGCCCAAAACCAUCCUGAGCUACUUGUACGUCAGUCCCAACAACAAGCGCAAGAUCAUGCUACUGACCGACCCGGAGGUGGAGAGCAGCCUGCUCAUUAGCCUUGACGAGGGGGCGUCCUAUCAGAAACACAGUUUAGCCUUUGAUAUCCUCAGUCUUCUUUUCCACCCCGAGCAGGAGGACUGGAUCCUGGCUUACAGCCACGACCAAAAGCUGUAUGUCUCCGUGGAAUUUGGGAGGAGGUGGCAGCUUGUGCACGACAACGUUGUCCCGAACAGAUUCUACUGGUCCAGAUUGGGAUUGGACAAGGAGCAAGGAAUGAUCCACCUGGAGAUCAGCGUCUCUGAUGGACGGUCGCAGUACAUCACUUGCAAACUUCAAAAUUGUUCCGAGGGAAACAAGGGCAAGCCUUUCCCCGGGUUUAUCAUCCCCAACUCCCUGGUGGUACAGGAUGAAUACGUUUUUAUCCAGGUGCCGACAGGAGGGCAGUCUGUCCAUUACGUGUCCUAUCGAAGGCACUCGUUCUACCCAGUCAAGCUUCCAAAGUACACGUUGCCGAAAGACUUGCAGAUCAUAAGCACGGACGACAACCAGGUGGUGGCGGCCAUUCAAGACUGGCACCAGAACGACUCGUACAACCUGUACAUGUCCGAGUCCAGGGGUCUGUUCUUCACGCUGAUGCUGGAGAACGUGGUGAGCAGCGGAGGACCGGAAGGCAACAUCAUGAUCGACCUUUAUGAGGUUGCCGGGAUUAAAGGGGUUUUUCUGUCAAAUAAAGUUGUCGAGAACCAAGUGAAAACUUACAUCACGUACAAUAAAGGCAGAGACUGGCGGCUUUUGCGGGCCCCGGCAACGGAUCUCCAAGGAAAGUGGGUCGAUUGUGAGCAACCGUACUGCUCCUUACAUCUGCACCUUCACGUAUCUGAGAACCCGUACACCUCCGGAAACAUCGUGAGCAAAGAGACAGCACCUGGAAUUAUCAUCGCGUCAGGUGUGGUCGGACCCGAGCUCUCCACCACUAAUGUCAGCGUCUUCAUCACAUCUGAUGCUGGCAACACGUGGAAAGAGGUUUUUCAGGAAGAGUACAGCGUGUUCUUUCUGAAUCAAGGAGGAUCUCUGGUGGCCAUCCGACACACACCUCUGCCUAUUAGACACAUUUGGCUGAGUUUUGAUGAGGGCAGAAACUGGGACAAAUUUAGCUUCACCUCCUUGCCGCUGUAUGUGGACGGGGUGCUCGGGGAGCCCGGAGAGGACACCCUCAUCAUGACAAUCUUUGGUCACUUCAGUCACCGAUCCGAGUGGCAACUUGUCAAAAUUGAUUUCCGGUCCAUUUUUCAACACCGCUGCACUUCCGAAGAUUACGUGACAUGGCAGUUGGACGACGAGGGAGAAGUGUGCAUCAUGGGAAUGAAGAGAAUCUUCCAGAAACUGCGAGUAAACGCGAGAUGUGUCAAGGCGAGAGAACAGUACAUCUCUCAGAUGUCAGACUCCUGCCCAUGCACAGCGGCCGAUUUUGAGUGUGACUAUGGAUUUGAGAGGCAGGUCGAUGGGAGCUGCACUCCGGCGUUCUGGUUUGUUCCGUUGGCCACAUCCAGAGAUUGCAUCACUGGGGACAGCUUCCUCAAUUCCACGGGAUAUCGCAGAGCUUUGUCGAACAACUGCACAGAGGGGACUCUGCUAAAAUACAGCCCCAGGCGGCAGAAAUGUCCCAGUCGAGUCCCCAAGGGCCUGCAGCUUUUCACCAGCGAAGGCAUACUCGUCGCGACACUCUACAAGAACGUCACCUUUCUGGUGUUUCUCGAAGAGGGUCUGAGCUCUACGACGAGCAUAACGGUGGACUUUGGCGACGGCACCGCGAUAUCCUACGUGAAUAUUAGCUCCAUAGAGGAUGGGGUCAAGCAUGUCUACAGUAAAGUGGGCAUCUACCAAGUUUCUGCGAUAGCGAGCAACGUUCUGGGCUUCGACAGGGUGACACUCUACCUCCACGUCACCUGUCAGCUGGAGCAGGUCCAGCUCUCCGCUCCGUCCGUGGCCCUGAGGAACAAAGUCGUAAACUUCACGACGACGCUGCGCCCUGUCACCGUGGGGACGGUCACGUACUACUGGUGGUUUGACAACAAAACCGAGCCUUUGCUGAGUCUGGAUGGAGGGAUGUCCUUCACCUUCUCCCAGGAGGGAAGUCACAUGGUCACCGUGCAGGCUUCAGUCGGGAACACGGUUCAUCAGGACCACAUGACGGUGGCAGUUUAUGAUGAUUUCCAGUCGCAUAUUUUGUCUUUUUCCUCUAAUCUGGAUGACGCCAACCCCGGCCUCUCUGAGUGGCGCUCGGACAUCGGGAGGGCGGUGAAGCGCUCCGUGGUCCAGGUCACCGGGAUCAGUGAGGAUCGGCUGCUGGUCACCGUGCUUCCCGGUCUGCCAACCACAGCCGAGAUCUUUAUUGUUCCCGAGAAGAGGCACAGAGGAGGCGCCGUGGGUGCAAAGCGGCAAGACCGAGAACAGCUCUCUCAGGUGCUGCUAAGUGCUCUAAACCAGGACCUCGUCCAGUUCACACUCAAAGCGGGAGUGCAGGUGAACGUCUACGCCAGUAGACUGUCGCCAGCUCCUCUGGUGGACAGCAGCGAUAGCAGCCACAGCAGCACUGCAAUUAUAAUGCUCGUGUCGGUGGCUCUGAUGGGUCUGGUUGUCUUUGCCAUAUUUAAAUUCAAAAGGAAGAUCCCAGGCCUCAACACGUACACGGCGGAGCAGCCUGACAAAGAAAAGGAGGUUGUCCCCACAGUGACCUCCGUGGCGGACACGAAGCCCGAGGCGGACAAGGCGACCUCACUGGAUCGCGUGGAUGUACAGCUGGAUUCCAAGAGCAGAGGCUACCUGCCAUCGCACACAGACAUCAAGCUCUCUGAUGAAGCGCCCCAUGUGUUUUAAUGUAGAGCGUCUAUGACCGGCGCCAAAGCAAUACAUCUUCCCUGGCAGUUACUUCCAGCGCGGUCACGAUGAAUGCUCUCGAGUGUUUUGCUACCCAUGCAUGGAUGGAUCGGCUCACACUGUGCCGCGUGCGCCUAAUCUCUCUGAGGAGACUGUACAGAUUUAUACUCGCCGACUCUCCAAAUUGGACUUUGUUUUGUUUUGUUUUGUUUUGACUGGAGAGACUUGUAUUUUUGCAAGGACCUUGAUCUUUUGAUGUAAAUAGUGUACAGUGCAGUCAGAAUGGAAGAAAUGUGUUGGUCUCCCAAAAUGGCCGACAGAGGUUUGGACACGCGCUCCUCUCUAAAAAGUAUUGGAACAAGUGAGGCCAAUUGCGUUAUUGCUUUUUGCUCUUCUUUCUGGAGACUGAAAACAUUUGAGUCCAUCAAAAGAGGAAAAUGGGACAAGAGUAUUUACAUCUGGAUCGGAUACGCAACAGCACAGGUGUCAAACUCGAGGCCUGGGGGGCCAGAUCAGGCCUGACAUGUAAUUCUAUGUGGCCCACAAAGUGCAUCUUCCACAGUUUCUUGCGAGACAGAUUUGUACUUUUACUUUUGGCAGAAAAUACACCAAAAUGUUACUCUUUGCAUAUUACAAGCAUUUCCCCCCCACUAAAUUCCUUUAAAUUAACAAAAGCUGGAUACAGUGAUGUCUUGAGAUAUAAGUUGAAUUUGUUCCAUGACCAGGCUCAAAACAAAUCUUCUUUCCCCCUUGAAAUUGAUGCAAAUCCCAUUCAUCCGUUCCAACUCCACCCCCCCCCCCCAAAAAUAAUAUGAAAGUCUGUCAUCUUUUCCAAGACAAAUAGUGCUCUGCAAACUUGUACUUCAUAAAUAGAAUGUAAAUAAAUUACAAUGUUUUUGCCAAAGUUUUUGUUUCAGCUCCAUCUGGUGUACGCGCCUUGGCCACCUGGGGGCAGUAUAAUACAGACAUAUGGAUAUACUGUACAUGAAGCCAAUCUCAGCUCCUCAGUAAGCCUCAGUUCUUCGCAGAGGAUAAAGAAUAUAUGCAUCUCAGUAUUGUUGUUGGUAUUGUCUGUCUACAUACAAACAACACUUUUGUUUAAAUAUGCAUUGCUUAAAAAGUAACUCACUCACGAUGACAUUGAUGUAAUUUCUCAACCCAUCUAUGGAUUUUUCCAUUAUGUGUUAGCAUUAAGCUAGUGGACUUUAAGGCAAAGUUAUGUUGGUGAUUUAAAUGUGUAAUACACUUUGUUUUAUGUUUAGUUUGAGAGUAAACUUCAACUUGAUAUAUAGUUAUUACACUGGUAAUUCACUACCAGUCAGUAUCACUGUGUUCACGUUUUUAAGUCAAAUUCAAUUGUAAUCGGUCUACAGCAAAAAGAAAGGAAUUGGCCUCACUGUUCCAAUGCUUUCAGAGAGGGUGUGUCUAAAUAUGUUUCUGUUUCCCCGCACUUCUCUCGAGUUUGUUUACUUUGACGCGGAAGCAGCUUAUCGCUACUGCAAGACAGUGAAGAGAACCGGAUUCAUUAAGCUCGCCGCAAUCAGGAAAAUCUUAUCGCCGAGAUUGUCAUCAAAUGAAGGCUGGCAAUAUCCAGUAGAGGAAGGAUGGCCGCCACUUCCACAUUUGUGCGUUCCAUCACGGCCGUCUUCGCGGCUGACGCUCAAAUUGUUCUGCGUCUCAUAACAAAAGUGCGAGCGGAAUGGAAGAUUAAAGCCAAGGUCUACUUUGGGAUGAGACAUCUGUCUUGUUGAGUGGACUCACAAAAUUCUUGAUUGCAAAACUCAACAUUACACCUCUUCAAAAAGACAUUAGUGUUGCACAAGUGGAUCUUUUUACAGCCAAUUUGACAUGUAAAACAAGGCAACCUGUAAUUUUCCCUACAGAGGGAGCAGUCUCACACAUUGUCAGCAAGACAGCCAAAGUGCAUCCUAUUAUUUGCCGUAGUUCAGCACAAACGGCUCCAGUGAUGGUUUUUAUCGCCAUUAGGAAUUCAAUUAAUUUGACACGGUUUCCUGUGUUUGCAUUACCUUAAACUCACUCACCUUGAAAGCUUCAAACUUCGGUGCAGUUCACUUUGUCACAGUAAGGAUUUUGUUGUAAUACACUGAACUUCUGCGUAGUCACAGUUCGGAAUCGACAAAUUCGCCUCUUAGUGGGUGUUUUUGUUUUUGUUUUUAAAAAAACCUACUUUCUGUUAUUCACUGAAAAAGUCACUUUUUGUGCUUAGGCCAGAGCAAUAAAAAUGUGGCCAAUUUCUGCCGAGGAACUAUGUUGAACUGAGUUGAGGAGCUUCAUGUAGUGCUUUGCUGCCAUCUUGUGACAUCUAUGAAAAAAGCGCAAGUAACUUACGCCUGCCAAAAAGGUUUAGAAUGACAUAUUUUCUUAUGCACGAAACUGAAAGGAAUCGUAGCAUAGGUUUUGGAGCCAAACCGAAAAAGAAAUGUGAACGUGAAGGCAUGGUUUGAGGAAUGUCUCGAAACAUUUCACAUGUCACGAGGCUUUCUUGAACUUUGUAGUUGCCUCAUUUUUUAAGAACAAAUUGAAUGUGAACUCAGUAGUCAUGGAAAAUAGUGACAACCAUAUAUUUAAAUAUACAACCAAAUUUUAAGUAUACAAUUGAUGUCAAUAAGGGAUUUUGAGAGGGGAAAAAAUGCUUGUAAUAUCUGUAAAAAGUCAAUACAAAUUGCAAUUUUGGAAGAAGAAUUGCCGUCCCCCUUAUGGCCUGUAGAUAACAAAAAUUGAUGCCAAAGCACUACUUUUAUUUUUGACUAGGAUUUGGCGCCGUCUUGUGGCAUCUUUGGGUAUUUCAGGAAAGGCAAAAAAAAACCGAACAGAAAAUAGAUUCUAAA